CACUCUCACUCUCUCUCUCUCUCUAUCUCUCUCUGUAUCUGUAUCUGACUCCCGACACUGUUUCAGAACCCGACAAAAGCAAAGCAACCUCUGCCUCCUUCUUCUCACUCUCUCCUCAGUGGCUCUACCCGUAAUAUACCCCAAAACUUUUCCUCUUUCUCAAACCACACACACACGCCACUUCCUUUUAUUUUUCUUGCAGACAAGAGAGAAUGAGAAUGAUAUCGCACUUCACUUCCACCCCUUCAAACCCCUUUCCUCUCUAAUGGACAACGUGGUGAUGCCUCUCUACAAGCUCCAAGCUCGCGGCAUAAUUUAGACACUUUUUUUUUUCUUGCUAAAGCCUUUACUUUGCUCUCUCGCUUUCUCUCUCCACUUUACUUUGGUUUUUUGUUUUUCUUUCUCUCUCUACACCUUCCUCUGCCGGAGGAUGGCAUGCCGGAAACUCGUCGCCGGGAACUUGGAUCCGCAGAGGAAGAGGAGUGGCGGGUUGAGAACGAAACAGGCGGGGAGAGGAUCGUGCCGUGGUAGUUAGGUCUCCGAAUCUGAACUCGCCGGAAAAAUGAAACCUUUCCGGCUUUGAUGCUCACCCUUUUGUUUUUUUUUCUGUUCGUGCAUGCUGUUGUGAAUCUUACGUUAAGUGAACUCUCGAGAGAGGAUUUGUGAAAGAUGGGUUUUUUGUUGAAAGAAGCUUUGAAAACUCUCUGCGGUAGGAAUCAGUGGUCUUAUGCUGUGUUCUGGAAGAUCGGUUGCCACAAUUCCAAGCUAUUAAUCUGGGAAGAAUGCUAUUAUGAACCUUUACCAUGCCCUCCUCGUAUGUUUGGAAUGCCUGAUUUGCCUUACCAAAAUGGCGAAGGAUGCUGGUUUUCUUUGGAGUCUCAGUCAUCUCAGCUCGGGAUUCAAGAGGAGGACCGAGUCUGUUCUUUGAUUAACAAAAUGUCUGUAAACAAUUCAGUUAUCAUUGCAGGUGAAGGUACAAUUGGACGGGCUGCAUUUACGGGCAGCCAUCAGUGGAUUCUUUUGAACAAUUUCACUAAAGAUGCAUAUCCACCAGAGGUAUACGCUGAAGUGCAUCAUCAGUUUUCAGCUGGAAUACAGACAGUAGCAGUUAUUCCUGUGCUGCCUCACGGGGUUGUUCAACUUGGUUCUUUCUUGCCUAUAAUUGAGAAUAUGGGAUUUGUGAAUGAUGUUAAGAGCUUGAUCUUGCAAUUGGGAUGUGUUCCUGGUGCCCUUCUAUCCGAAGACUAUUCAGCUAAAAACUCUGUCAAAAGACAUGUUGAACCUGCUAUUGCUGGUGUACCUGUAUCUAUUGAUCUGCCUGUCAUCACCUCAAAUUGCACUCCCUCAGUAACUAAUGGCUCCAACCAACAAAGUAGUUCAUCUUAUGCUUCAAGACCUUUUGUUCAAACACUUUGUCCUCUAAAGGCAGAGAUAAAUACUUCCCAAGGUUUUGCAUUGACACCUGAAACUCGUAUACUGAAUCAGAUAUCCAAUAACCCCUGCCUACCAAAGGUUAUUCCAAUUAGUAAAACAAGCUUUGCUGGCCAACGAGAGAAUAGAGUUGUGGAAGCUGAAGUGAUACCCUCAAUUCUUGAUUCAUGCCUGCAGCAGCAUUCUGCUUCAUAUAAUGCAAGAUCUGCAUUGAAUAACUUAACUUGUUCUGGUUCUUUUGGCCAAUCUGGUCUAAGUGAUGAUAAUCUAACAUAUAUGGAACAACAAAUCAUAUCAGCCAUUGGGAAUCGAGAUAAUGUUAAUCCUUGUUUACGUGCAUCAAGUACUUUAAACAUGUCCCAACUAAAAACAGAUGGAGGCCAUAUACAUGGACACUAUCUGGGUUCUGGCAGUACUUCAUUACUUGGAGGGACUCCAACACAUGGUGGGAUGAGUACACUUUUGAGGUCAAAUCUGAUCACUAGUUCUGGUUCAAAAUCUCCCCAAGCAUCCACUACUGAUUUAUCUGGAGUAGAAGUUGGGAUUGGACUUCAAAAUUGUGAUUCUUCAACUAAAGCAAGGAGUUGUUCGUUUGCAAAUUUGACUAAUCAAUCAGGCACCUUUCCCAUGCAUGUAGAAGGUUCUGAUCAGAAGAUUCUCCCAGUAGAUCUAAAGUGUGCUUCAACAAAUCAAAAGAUGGAUUAUGAUUUGCUUCAGACCCCUAACCUGCCCUCUUUUCAUGCUGAGGAGCAUGUGCCCAUUAGUGGUCAAAUCCCUGGUCUUGCCAACGAUUGCCUUCAUAAAGAUGGUAGUAGCCAAUCUAUGAUGACAAUGAAUCCUAAGCUCAAACUAUCUUGUGCUAAACCUCCAUCAGGUGAUGACCUGUUUGAUGUUUUAGGGAUGGAUUUGAAACACAAAUUGCUGAAUGGAAACUGGACUAAUCUCUUAGCUGAUGAAUCAGAUGCUAAUGCAGAAAAUGUGGACAAAAAAGUAGCACCUAUGAACAUGCAGAGUGCAGCAACAGAUCCGGAUAUUUAUUCAGUUAAAGAGGCAAUGUCGUACAGUGGCAUCUUUUCUGGGAUGGGAACAGACCACCUCUUGGAUGCUGUGGUCUCCAAAGCCAAGUCUGUUGUAAAACAGGAUUCUGAUGAAAUGUCUUGCAGGACAACAUUGACAAGGAAUAGUACCUCCUCGGUUCCCUCUCCUUCCUGUAAGCCAGUUAUGUCUGGUCAUGUGCAACGGGGAUUGUUUGAUUUUCCUAAGAAUGGUGGUAAAACAGGUGCCACAGAAACUAGUUUUCUUAGGUCGGGAUGUAACAAGGAUGAUGCUGGAAACUGUUCUCAAACUAGUUCUGUUUAUGGCUCUCAACUUAGUUCAUGGGUUCAGAAUAGUGGGAGUGGUGUGAAACGUGAGAAUAGUGUUUCAACUGGAUACUCAAAGAGGCCAGAUGAAGCUUGCAAACCAAAUCGUAAAAGGCUUAAACCAGGAGAGAAUCCCAGGCCUCGACCAAAAGAUCGCCAAAUGAUUCAAGAUCGCGUGAAAGAGUUGCGAGAAAUUGUGCCAAAUGGAGCAAAAUGUAGUAUAGAUGCACUUUUGGAACGGACCAUUAAGCAUAUGCUUUUCUUGCAAAGUGUGACAAAGCAUGCUGACAAGCUGAAGCAAACAGGGGAGUCUAAGAUUAUUAAUAAGGAAGAUGGGCUGCUUUUGAAAGACAAUUUUGAGGGAGGGGCUACAUGGGCAUAUGAAGUUGGCUCACAAUCAAUGGUUUGCCCUAUUAUAGUCGAGGAUCUGAAUUCUCCUCGUCAGAUGCUUGUGGAGAUGCUUUGUGAGGAGCGAGGCUUCUUUUUGGAAAUUGCUGACUUAAUCAGAGGAUUAGGUUUAACCAUCUUGAAGGGGGUAAUGGAAUCUCAAAAUGACAAAAUCUGGGCACGCUUUGCUGUUGAGGCAAACAGGGAUGUAACAAGGAUGGAAAUAUUCAUGUCACUCGUUCGUCUUUUGGAGCAAACAGUGAAGGGCAAUGCAUCUUCCUCCAAUGCAAUUGAUAACAUGAUGGUGUAUCACUCUUUCCCACAGAUGGCAGCAACUAGAAGGCCUAGUAGUUUGCAAUGAACCCACCUGUUACAUGGUUUCUUAGUGUGGAUGUGUUGAGAGCAAGUGUGGUUUGUGCUUGCCAUGACUGACAUCAAAUCCAACCUAAGAUUUCAGGUGGUCUUAACUUUGUCUAACUGUUUUACAUGUUAUUUUGAAAGGGAGUGUGUAGGUACUAGGUAGUGGAGAUCAUGUCAAGAUAAAAUAUAUGUAUUCCCAAGUUGUAACUGAAUGUUUCCUACAUAAUGUACACUGUGAUGACUUGCAUCCAUUUUUUGUUUUUUUUUAAUUGUGUGGGGUUAUUACCAAAGCAGUUGGUACUUGUGAUUAGAUGUAUAGAUAUUGUAGGAUAAGGAAAGAAGGUUUCAUCUGCUCAUUAGCUUGGUAUACACUUUCCUCUUUGCCCUUUUACUUCUGUCUUUUAUUGGGGUUGUGAAUUUGGAAGUUUUUGUACCAUGUUAUAUAUUAUAAGUUCUACUUGUGAAGUUGUGGUUUGUACAUUAGUGUAAACAGUGCUCAGGGGUGCAUUCGUAUU
Cajanus cajan (pigeon pea) is the source of this 4054-nucleotide messenger RNA. NCBI's taxonomy places the organism in Eukaryota, Viridiplantae, Streptophyta, Magnoliopsida, Fabales, Fabaceae. The record is from RefSeq and is a predicted model, not a curated record.